AUGUCUGGUAAUAAUUCACUUAAAGUGAAAUCUUUAAAAAAUGUUAAUCCUAAUUCAGACAUUUCAAAUUUAACUGAAGAUUCUGGGGAAGAGGAUGAAACAUCGAGUGUAGGUAGUGCUUCUACGACAGACAAUACUUCCAGAAGUGAAACUCCCACUCCUACUAAUUUUAAAGGUAGGAAAGGUAAAAGGAGCAGGAAAAAGUCAGGGAAAACAGUAACAUCUAAGCUUCAGUAUAAAUUUGUAUGUUAUGUCAAAGAAGAUCAUGGGCAGCCCAUUUUCGGAGCUCAAUUCAAUCAUCAUUUAAAGAAAGGAGAACCUUUAAUUUUUGCUUCAGUCGGAAGUAAUAGAGUAUCAAUUUACAGAUGUGAUGAAAAUGGAAGUAUAUCGCUUCUCCAGUGUUAUGCUGACCCAGAUACAGAUGAAAAUUAUUAUACUUGUGCUUGGUCUUAUGAUGUUGAAACGGGAAAUCCUUAUUUAGCUGUAGCAGGUUCCAGAGGAGUUAUUAGAAUUCUUUGUCCAGAAACUAUGAAUUGUAUUCGUCAUUAUAUAGGGCAUGGGCAUGCUAUCAAUGAACUAAAAUUUCAUCCUAAAGAUCCGAAUGUACUACUUUCUGUUUCCAAAGAUCAUGCACUGAGAUUGUGGAACAUUAAAACGGAUGUUUGUAUUGCAAUUUUUGGUGGAGUUGAAGGUCACAGAGAUGAAGUGCUUAGUGCUGAUUUCGAUUUAAAAGGAGAAAAAAUUAUGUCUUGUGGAAUGGAUCAUUCACUAAAACUAUGGAGGCUAGAUAAAGAAAAGAUGCAUGAAGUUUUAAAAAAUUCCUAUUCAUUUAAUGCUGCUAGAAGUAAUAGACCUUUUGAAUCUCAUGAAGAACAUUUUCCAGAUUUUUCAACAAGAGAUAUUCAUAGGAACUAUGUUGAUUGUGUGAGGUGGAUUGGGGAUUUUGUUUUAUCAAAGUCAUGUGAAAACUGUAUAGUUUGUUGGAAACCUGGUAGACUAGAAGACAAAGAAUUGAGAAAUAAUGAAACUAAUGUUACAAUAAUUCAUAGAUUCGAAUACAAAGAAUGCGAAAUAUGGUUUGUAAGAUUUUCCAUGGAUUUUUGGCAAAAGAUUCUUGCUUUGGGAAAUCAAGCAGGUAGAACUUUUGUCUGGGAUUUGGAUGUUCCAGAUCCAAAUUUAGCAAAAUGCAUAACAUUAAGUCAUCCAAAGUGCACUUCAGCAGUUCGUCAAACAAGUUUAAGCAGGGAUGGUUCUCUUUUGGUAUGUGUCUGUGAUGAUGGCACUAUAUGGAGAUGGGAUAGAGUUUUAACAUAA
This is a messenger RNA of Pediculus humanus corporis (human body louse), 1314 nucleotides long. RefSeq names its product Polycomb protein esc, putative. The transcript is spliced from 6 exons. Gene Ontology annotation, cellular component: ESC/E(Z) complex. Gene Ontology annotation, biological process: negative regulation of transcription by RNA polymerase II. The coding region runs from base 1 to 1314 and encodes 437 amino acids. Gene Ontology annotation, molecular function: protein binding; nucleosome binding. Lineage: Eukaryota; Metazoa; Arthropoda; Insecta; Psocodea; Pediculidae. The record is from RefSeq and is a predicted model, not a curated record.